Messenger RNA from Colossoma macropomum (tambaqui), 4047 nucleotides. RefSeq names its product vitellogenin-like. The record is from RefSeq and is a predicted model, not a curated record. Bases 1 to 4047 code for a protein of 1348 amino acids. The transcript has 29 exons. Gene Ontology annotation, molecular function: lipid carrier activity. Gene Ontology annotation, biological process: lipid transport. NCBI's taxonomy places the organism in Eukaryota, Metazoa, Chordata, Actinopteri, Characiformes, Serrasalmidae.
AUGAGAGCUGUUGUGCUUGCUCUGACUGUGGCCCUUGCGGCAAGUCAACAGAUCAACCUUGCUCCAGAGUUUGCUGCUGGUAAGACCUAUGUCUACAAGUACGAAGGUCAGGUCUUGGGCGGUCUGCCUCAGGAGGGUCUGGGCAAGGCUGGCAUGAAAGUCAGCUGCAAGGCUCUCAUCAGGGCUGAGGCGCGGAAUACGUUCCUCCUGAAGCUCGCGGAUCCUCAGAUUUUUGAGUACGCUGGAAUCUGGCCCCAAGAUCCUUUCGCUCCUGCUUCUAAGCUCACCGCAGCACUGAACGCUCAGCUUGCGACUCCCAUCAAAUUUGAGUAUGCUAAUGGUGCGGUAGGUCAAAUAUUCGCCCCUGCUGGAGUGUCUGCUACUGUCCUGAAUGUGCACAGAGGCAUCCUCAACAUUCUUCAGCUCAACCUCAAGAACACCCAGAAUGUCUAUGAGAUGCAUGAAGCUGGAGCUCAUGGAGUCUGCAAGACUCACUACAUGAUCACUGAAGAUGCAAAGACCCGUCAGGUUGCUGUGACAAAGUCCAAAGACUUGACCAACUGCCAUGAAAGGGUCUUUAAGGAUGUCGGUUUGGCUUACGCUGAGAAGUGUGCUGAAUGCCAGCAGAGGCUUCAGAGUCUGACUGGAACUGCAACAUACAGCUACCGCCUAAAGCCAGGUGAUGCUGGUGUUCAGGUGUCUGAGGCUACAGCUGAAGAGAUCCAUCAGUUCUCACUGUUCAAUACAAUGACUGGAGCAGCCCAAAUGAGAGCCAGGCAAACUUUGACCCUAGAGGAGGUGCAGGGUACCCCCAUUGCCCCUGCCAGCGGUGAAUAUGCAGCUCGUGGAUCCGUGAAGUACGAGUUUGGCGCUGAGACUCUCCAAACCCCCAUUCAGCUUCUGAAGAUCACCAAUGCAGAGGCUCAGACUGCAGAGGUCUUGCAGCAUCUGGCUGCAAACAAUGUGGCCACGGUCCAUGAGGAUGCUCCACUGAAGUUUCUUCAGCUAGUCCAGCUCAUGCGUGCUGCUACUUUUGAGAAUAUACGGGCCAUUUGGGAUCAGUACAAGACCAAACCUCUUCACAGACGAUGGAUUCUGGAUGCAGCUCCUGUUGUGGGUACACCAGCAGCUUUGAGGUUCAUCAAGGAAAAGUUCCAAGCUGGUGAGUUCAGCGCCCCUGAAUUCACUCAGGCCCUUCUGCUUGGUUUGCACCUGGCCACCGCUGAUCCAGCCGCUAUUCAACAGGCUGCUGGUUUGGCUUUCAGUCCCAAAACCAAGGCCAUGCCAGCGCUGCGUGAGGUGAUCAUGCUUGGCUAUGGUUCCAUGGUUGCCAAAUACUGUGCUGAAGUUCCUACCUGUUCUGCUGAUCACUUGAAGCCUGUCCAUGACCAUGCUGCAGAGGCCAUUGCAAAGGGUGAAAUGUCUGAAAUCAGCCUGGCUCUGAAAGUUCUGGGCAAUGCUGGCCACCCUGCUAGCCUUAAACCCAUCAUGAAGCUUUUGCCUGGAUUUGGAUCUGCUGCUGCAGCCAUGCCCACGAAAGUCCAAGUUGACGCCAUUUUGGCACUCAGGAACAUUGCCAAGAAGGAGCCAAAGUUGGUCCAGCCAGUGGCACUGCAGCUUUUCAUGGAUAAGACCCUUCAUCCAGAAGCACGUAUGGUUGCCUGCGUUGCACUGUUUGAGACCAAACCCUCAGCGGCUCUUAUGUCCACUGUUGCUGGUGCUAUGGAGAAAGAGCCCAGCAAGGAAGUGGCCAGUUUUGCUUACACUUUCAUCAAGUCUCUGACUAGAAGCAUGGCCCCUGAUUUGAUGCAUGUAGCUGCUGCAGCUAAUGUUGCUGUCAGAAUCUUGAGCCCCAAACUGGACAGACUGAGCUACUUUUCCAGCACUGCUUUCCACUUGGACCUUUAUGUGUCUCCUCUCAUGGUUGGAGCUGCUGGUACUGCUUUCAUCAUCAAUGAUGCUGCCACCAUUGUGCCCAGAGCUGUUGUAGCAAAAGCACGUGCUUACCUGGCAGGAGCUGCUGCUGAUGUUCUAGAGGUUGGUGUCAGAACUGAAGGUCUUCAGGAAGCUCUACAAGGAACUCCAGCUGCAGAUGAGAAUGCUGAUCGCAUUACCAAGAUAAAGCACACCCUGAAAGCACUGAUGAAUUGGAAGGCAAUGCCAGCCAGUAAACCAUUGGGUUCCUUCUAUGUCAAAGCCUUUGGACAGGAAGUUGCUUUUGCCAACAUUGACAAAACCUUCAUUGACAACGCCAUUGAGAAGGCAGCACAGGCUGCUAAACCACGUGCACGUGAACUGCUGAAGGAGGCUGUUAAGGCCUUGCAAGCUGGCAUUGCCUUCCAAUAUGCUAAGCCUGUGCUGGCAGCUGAGGUGCGUCGCAUCAUCCCCACUGCUGUUGGUGUGCCAGUUGAGCUUGGUGUUUACUCUGCUGCUGUUGCUGGUGCAGCUGUCAAUGUUAAGGCUGCCAUUACACCUCCUCUACCUGAGAACCCAGAGACUGCCACUCUUGAUCAGCUGAUGAAGACUGAUUUCCAGGUGCAGGCUGAGGCCAGACCAAGUGUCGCCAUGCAGAACUUUGCUGUGGUUGGAGUGAACACUGCCCUGAUUCAGGCCGCUGUUAUGGCCAGAGGAAAGUUCCACACUGUUGCACCAGGCAAAGUGGCUGCAAGAGCUGACUUUGCAAGGCGCAGCUUCAAGUUGGAAAUCUUGCCAGCUGCAGCUCCUGAUCAUGUUGCUGCUGCCAGCUUUGAGACUGUCGCUGUGGCCAGAAAUAUUGAGGACCACCCAGCUGAGAGAAUAGCAUCUCUGGCACCUGCGGCACCCUCUGGUGCUCAGCCCUGGAUACCUGCUUCAAUCCAGAAGUCCCUGUGUGGUACUGCACCUUACUUUCACAUCAAGGGAUGCAUCGAGGUCGCAUCACGCCAUGCUGGCUUUAUGGGAUACAAUCCUCUUUACUAUAUUGUUGGACAGCACUCAGUUCGUAUUUCAGUGGGAAGAGGUGACGCUGCUGCGCUUGAAAGACUGGAGUUUGAAGCUCAUAUUGGUCCUCAGGCAGCUGAGAAACUUGUUAAACAAAUCAACAUUGCUGAAAUUGAAACUCAAGAAGAAAACAUCAUCCUGUUGAAAUUGAGGGAAUACUUGGAGGCUGGGCUGAAAAAUAUGAACUUCAGGGCAAGCAACUCAAGCAGGUCCGCUUCCUCCGUCAGCAGCAGCAUGAGUGCCAGCAGCUCUCGAAGCUCCUCUAGCGCUCGCUCAUCUCAGGCAAGUCUUAUGAGAGUGUACUUUAGAUCUGAAGAAACAACUCCUCAAACAUAUGGCCCCUUCAGGAAAUUCCACAUGGAUCAGCACUUGGCCUCACAAGGAAGAUCGAUGGCCAGCAUUGAGGCCCUCCAGAGACAGGCUAAGCUCCUUGGAGAUGCUAUUCCACCUGCUUUGGCUAUCAUUGCUCGUGCUGUUAGAAGUGACCGCAAGCUGGGAUACCAGUUUGCAGCUUACUUGGAUAAGCCCAAUGCAAGAGCGCAGCUAGUGCUUUCAUCCGCUGCUGAUGAUGAGAAAUGGAAGCUGUGUGCUGAUGGUGUCCUGCCAAGCAAGCAUAAAGCAAGCGCUAAGGUUGCUUGGGGUUCAGAGUGCCAGGACUUUUCUGCAACUGUUAAGGCUGAGACUGGUCUGCAUGAAUCAAGCCCUGCUGCUCGUUUUGAACUGGAGUGGGACAAAGCUCCAACACUUGUAACCCUUGCAGCCAUGUAUGCUAAAAGGGCUUGUGAAUACCUCCCAACACAAAAAGCAGCUCGGCUGGCUGGAAUUGCUGUCAACAGAGCUGAAAACAAAGCGAACGGGAUUGCCCUAAUUGUGGCUCUACCAACUAAGAAAUCUGUGAACGUCAUUAUGAAAGCUCCAACGAUGACCGCCGCAAAGACGGACAUGUCUCUUCCUGUUGCCCUGCCUAUUGAAAAAGACGGAAGCAUUCCAGCUCUCCAGAAUUUGGACAUUCGUGCCAUUGUUGAAAACUGGCUGAAUGAUUUCAAGGCCCAAAACUGGGACAUAUGA